Archocentrus centrarchus (flier cichlid) is the source of this 5624-nucleotide messenger RNA. RefSeq names its product kinesin family member 14 (gene kif14). Lineage: Eukaryota; Metazoa; Chordata; Actinopteri; Cichliformes; Cichlidae. Gene Ontology annotation, molecular function: microtubule motor activity; microtubule binding; ATP binding. The transcript has 29 exons. Gene Ontology annotation, biological process: microtubule-based movement. The record is from RefSeq and is a predicted model, not a curated record. Bases 1 to 4896 code for a protein of 1631 amino acids.
AUGUCGAUAUUUAGUGUACAAGCGAGGAAGCACACCGCUUAUUAUGACAAUCUACUGUCAACAUCAACGUCCAGGACGCCCGGUCGAGAGCGCCUAGCAGAGCGAAAAGGAGCAGACACAACGCUGGGCAAAAGUGUGAUCACACUCGGAGAAUCUGCGUGUGAAGACAGCAGAUCAUCAGAUAAAAGCCGCCCGGUAAACAGGACAUAUGUCGUGUGUGCUCUGUCAAAAAGCGGCAGCGGGCAGCAGACUCCUAAUCGAGGCCGACUCACCCUACAAAGGCGGUCAAGGAGGAAGACGGGGGCUGAAACUGCGGAACAAACGGUGACAGACAGCAGCCAAAAUACCACAAGAGCUCCAGAGAAGAGACUGACUUUGCAGCGCAGGAACAGAACUCCCUCCAUGGACAAGAGCGGACGUGGGCAGCCUGGGGUCAGCGGUACCGGCCUGCAGUCAACUCCGAAAGUGCUCGGUGAACCUAACGGCAGGACACCUGUCUUAUUCAGGUCUAUGAGCUUAAGAGAAAGUGCCUCUAAGGGCAAAUGCAUGGAAACUGCGACCCAAGGGAGGCUGGGGCAGAGCAAGCCCUUCUCUUCUUCUUCAGGUAGAAACACAGACCAGGCCCAAACCUUUAAAACGCCUACCAGAAAGACCCCGUUUGAGAAAAUCGCCAACAAACGAGAUCUGUUUGAAAGACUGGCAGGGAAGGACGUUCCCAAGACAGUGUUAGUGAAAUCUGCAAGUCUAGAAAGGCCAAAACCCCGUGCACAGCAAGCGGAAAACACUAAACCUGUUCCGACUCCCCGGAUCAGCAAGGCAACCUCAGGUGUGCAAAGAGCUGAUGCGACCCCGCAGGUGAUGAAGACAACCACCUCAAACCAAAAAGGAGACGUGACCCAGGACAGGAUGUCCAACCCUGCACCUAGUGAACAAUUAUCGCCCCGAACCAGUGAGGGUCUGAAGCAGCAGCACUCCUUUAAGAUGGAAAACAGUGCUGUUACCGUGGCUGUCCGUGUCCGACCUUUCAGUGCCAGGGAGAAGGCAGAGAAGUCCUUGCAGGUCAUCUUCAUGAAUGGCCAGGAGACUGUUGUUCAGCAUCCAGAUUCCAAGCAGAGCUACUCCUUCACAUACGACUUCUCUUUCUGCUCAGUGGAUGCAGACGACCCCACCUUUGCCUGCCAGCAGACGGUGUAUGAGACACUGGCCAAACCUCUGCUACUGAGAGCCUUUGAAGGUUUUAACACCUGCUUGUUUGCCUAUGGCCAAACAGGUUCUGGUAAAUCAUACACGAUGAUGGGCUUUGAGGAGGAGGCAGGAGUUAUCCCAAGAUUCUGCCAGGAGCUUUUUUCUAAACUGGCCUCCAUGAAAAAUGAGGAGGUCAAAUGUCAUGUAGAAAUGAGCUACUUUGAAGUGUACAAUGAGAAGAUCCAUGACCUGCUGGUGACCAGAGAGGAGCCAAACCAGAGGAGGAUGCCUCUGAGGGUGAGAGAGCAUCCAGUCCACGGGCCUUAUGUUGCUGAGCUCUCUGCGAAUGUGGUGAGAUCUUACAGUGACAUUCAGGGCUGGCUGGAGCUCGGCAAUAAGCAGAGAGCCACAGCAGCCACAGGAAUGAAUGACAAGAGCUCCAGAUCUCACUCUGUCUUCACCUUGGUUAUGACCCAGACUAAGACUGAGCUUGUGGAAGGAGAGGAACAUGACCAUAGUAUCACCAGCAGGAUCAACCUGAUCGAUCUGGCAGGCAGCGAACGUUGUCACGCUGCCCAGACCACUGGAGACCGACUCAGGGAAGGCGCUAGCAUUAACAAAUCCCUGCUAACCCUCGGAAAGGUCAUCUCUGCCUUAUCAGAGCAAGCACUGACCAAGAAGAAAGUCUUCAUACCUUACAGAGACUCUGUCCUUACAUGGCUGUUGAAGGAGAGCCUCGGUGGUAACUCCAAGACGGCCAUGAUCGCCACGCUGAGCCCGGCGGGCACCAAUGUGGAGGAGAGCCUGAGCACCCUACGCUACGCCCAGCAAGCCCGUACAAUCAUAAAUGUAGCCAAGGUCAAUGAGGACACUAGUGCCAAGCUCAUCAGAGAGCUGAAGGCAGAGGUGGAGAAACUGCGAGCUGCACAGAUGAGCACCCAGGGCGUCGAACCAGAGAGUGUCAGGCUCUUCCAGCAGGAGAUCGCCACCUUGAAGAACAAACUCUGCCAGCAAGAGAGGGAAAUGAUUGAGGCCAAUCGGGCAUGGAGAGAGAAACUUGAGCGAGCAGAAUUUCGCAAGCGUGAGGAGACCAAAGAGUUGCAGAAAGCAGGCGUGACCUUCAAAGUGGACAACCGCCUUCCCAACCUGGUGAAUCUGAAUGAGGACCCUCAGCUGUCCGAGAUGCUUCUCUACAUGAUCAAAGAGGGUCGGACCACGGUGGGCCAGCUCAAGUCUAACUCCAGCCACGAUAUCCAGCUGACUGGAGCCCUCAUUGCUGACCAGCACUGUGUUAUAUCCAACAUACACAACACUGUCAGCAUCAUUCCCAUGGAAAAUGCCAAGACCUUUGUAAAUGGGAACCUUAUCUCUGAAUCUACUAUCUUACACCAUGGCGACAGGGUGAUUCUUGGGGGAGAUCAUUACUUUCGCUUUAAUCACCCAGCAGAGGUGCAGUCUGGGAAGCGGGUAUCCUGCUGGACAGGCGCAGGCGACGGACAUAAAGAUUUUGAAUUUGCGAAAAAUGAGCUGCUCGCAGCUCAAAGAGCACAGCUUGAGGCAGAAAUUGAAGAAGCCCAUCUAAAAGCAAAGGAGGAGAUGAUGCAAGGAAUCCAGAUGGCAAAAGAAGUGGCUCAGAAAGAGCUUUCUGACCAGAAGGUGCUUUAUGAGGAAAAGAUCCGAGCCCUGGAGAGAGAGCUGAAUGAUGAGAAUGAACGGAAGCGUCAGCAGGAGUUAGACCAGCAGAGGGUCGCCAGUCAGAUGGCAGAGCUCAGGAUGGCCAAACUGGAGUUGGAGCAGGAGGUGGACGUCCAGAGGAAACAUCUCCGUCUGCACAUGGAGACCCAGGCUAUGGAAGAGCAUCGUGUGUGCCAAGCGAGGAUUGUUGAGGCCCUGGAGGCGGAAAAGAAAAAGAUUGGCAAAGAGCUGGAGGAGAUGCAGAAGAAAAGAGCUUUAAGGGGAAACCAAGCACCACAAAAUGUCUCUCCACAGUGGGAUGCCAUGAAGUUGUCCUUGAUGAUCGAGGAAGCCAAUAAAAUCAGUGCUAAAUUGAGGAAACACACAGUCUUCAGCAGACAUGAAAGCUCGGACAAUGAAAACGAGAAGUGCGAUGGUGUGCUACAGGUGCGGGUUCAAAACACAAAGCUGGGAAUUACCACUUUCUGGAGUCUCGAAAAGUUCCAGAAUAACAUUGCUGCCAUGAGGGAGCUUGAACAGGGGGAUUCCACCUCUAAAGAUGACAAUGUGUUUUACGACCCCGAUGAUGAGUGGGAGCAAGAUAUAUCAGCCUCUUCCUCCACCGCCUCCUCUUUUUCUCGCCGAAGAAGCAGGAGUUUGCUGAAGAGCAGAAGAAUCUCAGGACGUCUCUAUGAGAUCCGGGUGCAUCCCAUUCAGAGCCUCCACAGUGGCUCCUCACAGUCUGCCGGGUUGAUUGGUGCAACCAAACCCCCCUCCGUCCACUCCAGCAUCACAGACCCUGGCAUGCCUGGCAUCUGUAAGGAGUUAGUAGGCCAAUCCCUGGCCCGUCUGCGUAGUUCUACAGGGACAGAGGAGAGCUUGGCAGAUAGGUUAAUCUCAGAUCUAAACCUGAUAUACAUGGCGGUCCAAACCAUAUCUGACCAGUACGACAGCCUGGAUGAUGACAGCCAGGAUACUGUAUUUGUGGGUAAUUUGGUGGCCCAGACUGAGCUGGUCAAGGCCACGACAGCCAUAGAGAAUGCAGUGUUGGUUACCAUGCAGUGGUUGUCCAGUGUUAAACCCUCCUCUGGUGUGCUCUACACGACUGCUGAGGAACUUAAAUGCCAAGUCAAGAAAAUGGGAGGGUUCUUCCAGAUGCUGAUUCAGGGUUGUGAAUCUGAGAUCACAUCAAUGGUGAAAGAGGCUCGGAGGAAGAGUAGUCAGUGCCUGGAUGCAGCUUUGCUUGCAGUUGGCCACAUGGCAGUGGUGACAGGCAUGCCGUUGAAUGUCAUGGGGCUGGGCACGCAGGCUACGGUCAAGCGUUCAAUGGUCACGCGUGUGCUGAAGGGAACCGAUAAGGGUGUGCGCUCCCUCUUGGAGGAAAGCCUCACCAUCACCAGGGAAAUGCAGAGAGAGGCCCAGCUGUCCGGUCCCAGAAGCCCAGUCCUGCAGAGUCUUAAAUCAAAGGCUCUUGAUUUAGCGCGUGCUCUGCAGAGCUACAUGCACUGCCAUAUUACAGAGAGAGAAAUGGAACCACAGGAGGUAGAGGAAGGGGAGGAGGAGGCCUUAAUUUCACUUUCACAGAAACUGAAGACAUCAACCAAACUGUUCCAGUUGAACCAAGCCAUUAAACAGCUGCAUUCCUCUCUGUCUACAGCCUUACAGGGAAAAGACAGAAACUCUGACCUCAGCGUCUGCAGAGAGAUGAUCUCUUCUGCCAAGGCUGCUGAAGAGCUGAUCACUGGCCUUUCCAAGGAUGGAGCAGAGGCCCCAGCCCUUCAGCUUCCCUGUCUUCAGACCGUAAAGUCCGCACGAGAUGAGCUCCACUCUACCCUGCAGUCCUUAUGCUCUCUGUGGAACCAGCAGGAGGAGGGAGAGAGCAGAAGUUUGGCCAGUUUUGAGAAGGAUACAGAAGAAGAAAGCACAACCAAAGAGAAAGCUGCCACUCACACUACUGUUAGACAUCGUGCUGUGAGCAAGAUUGUGUACUCCCUCGCUCCAGGUGUGCAGUCCAGUGGUAGCCCGCACUGGGUCUAAUGCAGGGGUGCCCAAACUCCUGGUUUCUUAAUUGGAGAGGAAGGUGAAAUGUCAAAGUGACAUUUCGCCUUCCCCUCGUGUUAAGACGGUUAAGCGAAAUGUGAAAAAAGUAACUUAAAGGGCCAAAUUGUUUGCUGUUUUUGACAUCAAUUCGCAGACAAGGAGUAGGGGGCGGGGCCGGGAGUUUGGGCAUCCCAGUCUAAUGUGUAUUUGUGGUGUUGUGUGCCGUUUCAGGACUGACUUGAAGAAAACUUCAGCAUAGCUCUCCACAAGCUGUACUCGCACAACGCGACUGCACACCAGAGCAACCUACAAGCAUAUUACUUCUGUAUAAAUGCAUCAUUAAGAGUAACUAGCUGCACAGAUAGUGUUGUUCUAUGCCAGGUCAUCACGACUUCACUGUUUUUUGCAUGAAAUGAUUCUUCUGCUGGUUUUUCUUAAUUCAGACAUUCAAAUUAAAUACUCAGGUACACUGCUUUGUAAAGGCCGUGUUUCCCCACUGAACAUGUUUCAUUUCUUGGUUGAAGACAGUUUGUUGUCUCAUACAGAUCAUUUCAUUUGUACAUUGAAUAAUUUGAAUUGAAUUGAAUACAUUGAAUUAAAUUCUCGAUACACAUAUUUUGACACAGCACACUUUUAAGUCCUUUUAGUGCUUUAUGUAUUUUUUUUUUAUGUUAAAAACAAUGCUACUUGUGAUACAGUAAUAUAUGAAUGUGGUUUGUAUUUGC